AUGAUGCCCGCUUCAUCCGCCCCCCAUCCCGAUGCCGGUGCCGGAGCCAACAUGCAGCCGGCCACUGCACGAAAGAAGCGGUGGACGAGCCGAUCCAAGACGGGCUGUUUGACAUGCCGCGCGCGGCGCGUCAAGUGCGGGGAGGAGAGCCCGGCAUGUCGGCGAUGCGUUGCCCUCAACUAUCACUGCCGCUAUGAGAAUCGUGACCAAAUCGUCGUCUCUAGCUCUCGCAGUAGGCCUGCUGAUCAUCCUAUCGUACCCGAGCUACGCAUCCAGCAGCAAAGCCGGAUAUCCAUCGAAGCCGAGCCGCCUGGCUGGGAUUACAUGCAGGCAAUCCGCUACUAUUUUUCUGUAGUUCAGCCAUCACGACCUGUCCAAAAUGGCAAGUCCCUCCUUCCUAACUUUGACCCGAGCCGUGCCACUUUCUACAUCUGCGCCGUGCUUCACGUCCAACUGGCCUCCAUGUCAAAGUCCCGUGGCCGGCUGCUCAAGUUUGGGGAAGACCCCGGCCUCGCUAAUUUUUGGGAGAAUUACGCGCGCUACCUGUCCGAGGUUAUUGGACGGGUCAACCGCUACAUCCAGGACGCCGACGGCACCGGCAACCCGGCGGCCUUUUCGUACAUGUAUACCCUGAUCUCUUCGUCCAUGAUCCUGGAUUCCGGACUGUGGCUGGCACACAUCAAUGCGUGCUUUGCCUUUGUGCAGUAUCUCGGCGGCAUCAAGGCGAUUACGGAGCCGUUGCUGAAGCCUUACACGCCGUUCUUUCGGCUCAUCUCAAAAGUCGUCAUGUUCAACACGACUAUCCCGGCGACGAAGCAGAUUCUUGGCUGCACCAACUAUACGGACGGCCAGCUUCGAGCCAUUUUAGAUAACGAGUUUGACGCCGACGUGCCUUGUCCAACAGACGUGCGCAUUGUCAUUAUCCACGUCACUCGUUUGCGGUACCAGAUCGCCACUUCAACGUUUGUACCAGGUUUGUCGACUACUAUUGAAGGCAUCUUUGAUAAGCUAGACUGGGCUGAUAUCAACGGCUGGGCUGAAAUCAAUCGCGGACUUGGAGGGACCACUAUCGAAAUCGUGGGACAAAUUUUCCAUGACGCAGCCAAGCUGCAUGCUAUCCUGGCGCUGCCUCGUCCAGCCGUGCGGGCAUGGGCGCGAGCCCACGCACCCCUCCCGCCUGAUGCGGAUGUCGAUGUAUACGACGGCCUGCGACUCCGCCAACGAUCGAAGCUUCUGAACCUGCUGAAGGCAAACUACCCCAUCGUCCAAUACCCGCUCUCACUCCGGUGGCCCCUGGUGGUCGCCGGCGCAUCUCUGGGACCGGACGGCGCGGAGGUCGACCGCGCCUUCGUGGACGACUGCCUAUUCACGCUCUGGCGGAACCCGCUGGGCGACGGCGGCCUGUUCCUGUGUCUGCAGAAGCUGCGUGAUUUCUGGUACUCGGGGAAAUUUGGGUGGGAGGAUUGUUUCGACCAGCCUGUCCCUGGCUGA
Molecule: messenger RNA, 1491 nt
Organism: Cordyceps fumosorosea ARSEF 2679
Lineage: Eukaryota; Fungi; Ascomycota; Sordariomycetes; Hypocreales; Cordycipitaceae
Product: C6 finger domain protein
Exons: 4
Coding region: 1-1491 (496 amino acids)
Biological process (GO): regulation of DNA-templated transcription
Molecular function (GO): DNA-binding transcription factor activity, RNA polymerase II-specific; zinc ion binding
Source: RefSeq, a predicted model, not a curated record